Fomitopsis serialis is the source of this 264-nucleotide messenger RNA. RefSeq lists its product as uncharacterized. The coding region runs from base 1 to 264 and encodes 87 amino acids. The transcript has 2 exons. The record is from RefSeq and is a predicted model, not a curated record. NCBI's taxonomy places the organism in Eukaryota, Fungi, Basidiomycota, Agaricomycetes, Polyporales, Fomitopsidaceae.
AUGGCCGGCGGUCUGGAGGUGCCUGCUGGGCAAGACGAGGUGACCGGGUCUGCCGAGACUGCCCGAUCAGAGCCGGCAGCCUCGGCGGACCCCAUUCCUGCUGGGAACACACACGCGACCCCCCCGGCUGUUCUGGAUGGUAUCCGAGCGAACUUGGCAAGCACUCAAGCGAGUGUGCCGUCGUCAGUCCCCGAGGAGAAUCACCCGGCGAACGAGAAUGCGAUGGAUGUUGACGAGGGGAAUGCGCCGGGCCAAGCAAAGUAA